AUGUACCUGCGAACCGAAACCUGGGACGGGAAGAUCGACGUCACCUUGCUGGGCGCAAAAACGAAGGUCGCUCCGUUAAAGCAGGUGACAUUACCACGCCUGGAGCUUUGUGCGGCGACGCUGCUCUCUUGGCUUGUCGGCCACAUCAGCCGCGUCUUGGAGGCCUCGGACAUCCCUAUGCAUCUUUGGUCAGACUCAACUGUAGCCCUUGGAUGGAUCCGCGGCCACCCAGCCAGCUGGAUGACGUAUGUGGCCAACCGUGUCUCGGAGAUUCAAACGUCCUUGCCUGAUGCCGUGUGGCACCACAUUCCCGGACAAGACAACCCAGCCGACUGCGCUUCGCGAGGACUGUCACCGAGGGAGUUGGUAAACCACCCCCUCUGGUGGCACGGCCCGACGUGGCUGAGCACGGAUACAGGAGGCUGGACGACUGCGGGGGACGGUGACGGCGAGAGGGAGCUCCCCGAGCAGCGCGCCUCGAGCCACGCGGCCACGUUAAUCAAGGAGAAAAGCCAGGAACCCGAGAUGCUGAAGCGGUACUCGGCCCUGCACCGGUUGCUACGGGUCACGGCCUGGUGUCGUCGCUGGCUACGCCGACCCUUGGAGAGGCUAGCGCCCGAUGUACGGACCAACCCUGCCGUCCAGCGCGUUUUUCGGGCAGCUGAAGUCGAGGAAGCGCGCCUGAGUUGGAUCCGAGUCAUCCAAGCUGAAAACUUCAAGGCGGAGUUAGCGGCUAUCGAAAAUGGCAAACCUUUGCCCACCCGAAGUAAACUUACCCGGUUAACUCCUUUCAGAGACCCCCAGGGGAUCCUCAGAGUCGGCGGUCGGAUAAAGCGCGCCCUCCUCUCCUAUGACGCCAGGCACCCCAUCAUCUUACCUAGAGAAUCCAACUUCACUCGCCUCAUCAUCGAGGCGUGUCAUCGCCGGACCCUGCACGGGGGCGUGCAGCUAACGCUGGGCUCCAUCCGCCAGGAGUACUGGAUCUCCCGCGGGCGGACUCGUCAAAGGCAGCAUCCACCGCUGCUUAACGUGCCUACGAUGGCGGGCGGCGACUUCACAACCACUCAUGGGGGACCAGCCGCGGCCUCGAGUGACACCGGCUCGGCCGUUCCUCCACACAGGGGUCGACUACGCGGGACCAAUGUGGUUACGAACCUCCGGGGGACGAGGGCAGCGCGCUACUAA
Messenger RNA from Formica exsecta, 1185 nucleotides. RefSeq lists its product as uncharacterized. The transcript has a single exon. Lineage: Eukaryota; Metazoa; Arthropoda; Insecta; Hymenoptera; Formicidae. Bases 1 to 1185 code for a protein of 394 amino acids. The record is from RefSeq and is a predicted model, not a curated record.